Molecule: messenger RNA, 873 nt
Organism: Closterium sp. NIES-65
Lineage: Eukaryota; Viridiplantae; Streptophyta; Zygnematophyceae; Desmidiales; Closteriaceae
Source: the annotation of a GenBank genome assembly
AUGUUCCCGAUGAGCUGGCCGCCGCACGCCGCGCACGGCAUGUCGGCGCCGGCUCCGAUUCUGGCGACCAAGGGCCCGCUGGGGUACAUGUCGCAGGGCAUGGCGCAGGGCAUCCCGUGCGGGCUGCCACAGGAGAUGGAGUUCCACGCGGGCGACAUGGGCGCGAUGAGCACGGACGGCAUGACCGCGGAGGAGCUCGCAGACCUUGACCCGAAGAAACAUAAGAGGAUGAUGUCGAACCGCGCGUCAGCGAAGCGGUCUCGGCAGCGGAAGCAGGAGCGACUCGAGGAGCUGGAGAUCCAGAGCGCCAAGCUGCGCGUUGAGAACGCGGCCGUCACGCGGCGCUUGAACGAGGCGUCUGAGCACAUUCGGCAAUACCAAGAGAGCAACGACCGCCUGCAGAACGAACUCAAGCGGCUACGCGACGCGCUCGCUCGCGCCGGCGUUCCCGUUGCGAACAAACCGGCUGACGCGGCGGCGGAUGCGGGGAUGAGCGCGGACUUCGCGCUCAAGGUUGGCCAGACGGGGAAGCUAGAGGUGGCGGAGCCUUUUGCGGAAGGCGCCGGGAACAAGCGCGCGAGAUUAUUGGCGUCGACGAGUUUUGAGGAGUCGGAAGAGGAAGGCGUGCACUCGCCCAGUGCGAUCACGGGCGCGACCGCACCUCCGUCGCACGCAGAGGGAGUCGCGGCGGACGCGGCGGUGGUGGCGCACGGAGCCAAUGAAGGGUUGGCGCGGGCGCGCGCGGAUGGCGCGGGGAUGGCGGGCGCGAAGGGGAUGGGGAUGAAGGAUGCGGACACAUUGGCGGAUGCGGAGUUCCUGGCGGGGCUGAUAGGUUGCUUUGACGAUGGCAAGCCUCUCGAGGCGCUCAUCUGA